Molecule: messenger RNA, 312 nt
Organism: Exophiala oligosperma
Lineage: Eukaryota; Fungi; Ascomycota; Eurotiomycetes; Chaetothyriales; Herpotrichiellaceae
Exons: 1
Coding region: 1-312 (103 amino acids)
Source: RefSeq, a predicted model, not a curated record
AUGCAAAGCUACAUGACUCCCUCUGGUCGCAGAAAUGGUGCAAAUGCUAUGGUAUCUGAUUAUAGCUUCUCCAUCAUAGCCUCGAUCUUGACUCGGCUAAGGGGCUCGCCGCCCUUGAAGAGGUCGAGGGUAUCAUUCAGACGCUGCUGCGUGACGGGGUCAGCCACGAUGGCCUUUUACAACUCGGCCCCCUCGUUGGCGAGGCAGUCGGUCUUCGUGUCUGCCAGCUUUCCGUCCCAGUCUGCCACUGCGGGGGGAUCGUCAUUGACUAUCUUGGCCAGGAGGUCGGACAGUUUGCCAGAAGUCACAUAG